AUGCUGAUCGCCGAUCGACAGGGAACCAAUGGUCGGCCAUUGGCGGAUGUGAUCGUCCGCGCAGCCAAUGGCGUCGGUGGGCGAUUGAUGGUGCAGAUUCGUGACCGGGAGCUGCAGGACUUGGAAUUGAUGUCACUCAUUCGCGCCGUCCAGCGGCGGGUGCCGCCUCAAACGGUGCUGAUGGUCAACAAUCGUCCUGACAUCGCGCGGGCGAUCGAGAUUGGCUUGCACCUGCCCGCCGCGGUCGAGACGCCGCGUGGUCAGUACCAACUGCUGGGACGCUCAGUGCAUGAUGAGCACGAGGCGGAUAUCGCGCUGGGCGACGAAGUUGACUACGCCAUCGUGGGCACCAUUUUCGAGACGACGUCGCAUCCCGGUCGAGCCGGCGCAGGACUUGUCCACCUCUCAGAGAUCCGAUCGCUGAUGGGCAACAUCGCUUGCUACGCGAUUGGCGGGAUCACAACCGAGAAUGCCCGAUCCGCGAUCGAGGCGGGCGCCUGGGGUGUCGCGGUGCGCAGCGCCAUCCUCUCGGCCGAUGAUCCGUCCGAGGCCGCGUAUCAGCUGCACAGUAGCCUGCCGAAAUGA
Messenger RNA from Geodia barretti, 585 nucleotides. The record is from the annotation of a GenBank genome assembly. Lineage: Eukaryota; Metazoa; Porifera; Demospongiae; Tetractinellida; Geodiidae.